UGCCGCGUCGCCUGCCGCAAGCCGGUGCCGGAGCAUGUGGCGCAGGUGGCAGUUUCGCUCGACACGGCGGCGGCGCGGAACAUGCACGCCGUGCUCAAGGGCGGGACACGUGCAGGACAGGUCCGAGACAUGUCCGAGACAUGUCCGAGACAUGUCUCCGUAGGCAACUGCUGCGCCGUCCACCUCGGGACACGUCCAGGACAUGUCCGAGACAUGUCCGAGACAUGUCCGAGACACCUCGCCAUAGGCACACCGUCUUCGAGGGCGGCGCCGAGUUCACGCCACAUCCGGCGGAGACGAGGCGCGAGGCGGUGCGGCUCGCAAUCGGCCGCAUGCUGCGCUUCCUCGUCGAGCGGCUCGAGAGGUCGCACCGGGGACACGUCCAGGACACGUCCAGGACAGGUCCGAGACAUGUCCGAGACAUGUCUCCGUAGGCCGGACCAGACGCUCCACCUCUACUCUGGCCACGACUGGACCGUGACGCCGCUGCUGCUCGCAGUCUGCCGCCACGACGAGCCCGCGCUUCGCAGCCGGCGCACCUAGAAGCGGGCCACAUCCGCAUGUCCAUGUCCUGGCGAGUAGAGGCCCCGCCCACCCAGGGUACCCCUCUCGCCGCGGCUCUGCUCGCAAGAGACCUCGAGAGAGCGUGCGUGUGCCUCUCCUCGCCAGGUCCAUGUCCAUGGCCCCCCCCCACACACAC
Emiliania huxleyi CCMP1516 is the source of this 700-nucleotide messenger RNA. RefSeq lists its product as hypothetical. The transcript has 5 exons. Bases 82 to 543 code for a protein of 153 amino acids. The record is from RefSeq and is a predicted model, not a curated record. NCBI's taxonomy places the organism in Eukaryota, Haptophyta, Isochrysidales, Noelaerhabdaceae.